AUGGUGAUGCUGCAUUAUUUUUCGCAGAUUGAAGAAGAUCUUCAACGUCUAAAGCUCAAAGCAUUAAGCACAAGAAAUGAGACAAAAAUCCUCAAUGCGCUAAAAUUUUCUCAAGUUGACGAUGGGAAAUUUAUUGAGAAUCAUCUUGGGAAGCAUCCAGUUAUAUUUUUACAAUUCGAUUAUAUUAUAUUUACUCUCCAUAUUGUCUUAGUAAGGCAGCUGUGCGCACUCUGGAAAUUUGUACUGAUAUUAUUGAAUGGAAUGCGAAAAUUAUGCAUUAAUUUUGGAGAAAUUCAGCAAAAUUAUAACUUAUCGAGUAUAAAUAAAUUAAUCCUAACCGGAUCAAUUUCAAGAGAAAUAAAUGCAUAUUGAAAAUUUGAAGAGCAGGAAAAACGCGAAAGAGAAGGCUAUCCUGCUUUGGACUUCUUCAUUCUUCGACUUUUAGACCUUGGCUAUCUUACAAUAGAAGCAAAUUGCAUUAAGAAGAGAAAUGAUAAAAUGCUAUUAAAUACAACAUAA
Messenger RNA from Blepharisma stoltei, 519 nucleotides. Lineage: Eukaryota; Ciliophora; Heterotrichea; Heterotrichida; Blepharismidae. The record is from the annotation of a GenBank genome assembly.